AGUGUAUAUCGUCUCUUUGAAACUCCGUUUGAUUCGAACUCAACAGAGGUUAGAAAUGACAGAAUCAAAGAUUGUAGUUCCGGAGUCUCACCUGAAGAAGACGAAGAGAGAGGAGGAGUGGGCUUUGGCGAAGAAGCAGACCGCUGAAGCUGCCAAGAAGACAAACGCAGCCAACAGGAAGCUUAUCUACAAAAGGGCCGAGCAGUACGCCAAGGAGUACGCCGAGAAGGAGAAGGAGUUGAUCUCGUUGAAACGUGAGGCUAAGCUCAAAGGAGGUUUCUAUGUUGAUCCUGAAGCUAAGCUCUUGUUCAUCAUCCGUAUCCGUGGUAUUAACGCCAUUGACCCAAAGACUAAGAAGAUUCUUCAGCUCUUGCGUUUGAGACAGAUAUUUAACGGUGUCUUUCUCAAAGUCAACAAGGCUACAAUGAACAUGCUUCGUCGUGUUGAGCCCUAUGUGACCUACGGGUUCCCUAACUUGAAGAGCGUCAAGGAAUUGAUCUACAAGAGAGGAUACGGAAAGCUCAACUCCCAGAGGGUGGCUUUGACUGACAACUCUAUCGUAGAGCAGGGUUUGGGUAAACAUGGGAUCAUCUGCACUGAGGAUUUGAUCCACGAGAUUCUAACAGUUGGACCUCAUUUCAAGGAAGCUAACAACUUCCUGUGGCCGUUCCAGCUCAAGGCACCACUCGGUGGCCUGAAGAAGAAGAGGAAUCACUACGUUGAAGGUGGUGAUGCUGGUAACCGUGAGAACUUCAUCAAUGAGCUUAUCAGGAGGAUGAAUUAGAUGAUGUCUUCUUCUUUUCCAUUCUCAAGUCUUAUGAUCUGUUUGUUUUCACUACUCCUGGAUUUUGAUAUUUUUGUUGAGUCGAGACAUGUUGAGCUUUCUCUUUUGUCGUCUUUGGAUCGUGUUCGUUCGCUUUCUAUUUUAAGAAAUAGUUCUACU
This is a messenger RNA of Raphanus sativus (radish), 943 nucleotides long. Its product is annotated as 60S ribosomal protein L7-2. The transcript is spliced from 6 exons. NCBI's taxonomy places the organism in Eukaryota, Viridiplantae, Streptophyta, Magnoliopsida, Brassicales, Brassicaceae. Gene Ontology annotation, molecular function: RNA binding; structural constituent of ribosome. Gene Ontology annotation, cellular component: cytosolic large ribosomal subunit. The coding region runs from base 56 to 784 and encodes 242 amino acids. The record is from RefSeq and is a predicted model, not a curated record. Gene Ontology annotation, biological process: maturation of LSU-rRNA from tricistronic rRNA transcript (SSU-rRNA, 5.8S rRNA, LSU-rRNA).